Molecule: messenger RNA, 1337 nt
Organism: Galendromus occidentalis (western predatory mite)
Lineage: Eukaryota; Metazoa; Arthropoda; Arachnida; Mesostigmata; Phytoseiidae
Product: BRCA2 and CDKN1A-interacting protein
Exons: 10
Coding region: 121-990 (289 amino acids)
Cellular component (GO): nucleus
Source: RefSeq, a predicted model, not a curated record
GGUCAUACUUGUGCCCGAACUUGUCGGUUCGGAGUUUCGUUCGACUCAUUCUGACAGGCUCGGUGAUCAUCUCCGUGAGCGAGUUCACGUCCAAGAAACGUGAAUUAUAAAGGAUAAGCUAUGGCAAACCCGAAGAAGUCGAAGCGAGAAGAGAAGGUUGUCGAAGCUGCACCCAUUGAUGAUGAUGAUGAAGUCCUUGACUCGGAUGACGAAGGCGAUUCUGGAGACGAUUCAUCAUCAGCUGGUGAGGAUGGGGACGUGGUGAACCAAGUAAUAGACGUCAAUUUCGAAGCGUUUCCUCCGGACGACUCAGACUUUCAUGGAAUCAAGAAACUACUUCUCCAAACAUUCAGGAACGCCCAUAUCAAUGUCUCGGACCUCGCGAAUCACCUCAUAGAGCUCAACAAGCUAUCACUGGUUCUGCGGCAGUCCGAUGAUGACAUGCUAGACGAUGACGAUGACAUGGAAGAUGACGCAGAGGUUUUCGGGGUCGGAGGGUUAUUGCCGCUCAACUCAGAUCGGGAAGGGGUGAAGGAUGUCAAGAAAUUUCUACUUGAGCAAGCCGGGGAGAAAGGACAGGCUCGCUCCAAAUUGGAACAGAUCUUCUCCAGCGGCUCGAUAGGAUUCCUGAUCUCAGAAAGAUUCGUGAAUAUCCCGCCCAGGAUAGCGGCACCAACUCUGAAGAGCAUAUAUGAAGAUUGGAAAAAGAUGCCCAAAUCGAACAAAACCUUCGAUUUCAGUCACCUCGUUGUGAUAUGCAAACAGUACAAAGGAGCGAACAGCUUGAUUUACGCCAACGGAGAGGAAGAACUUUUCGAAGAUCUCGCGGACUUCAAAUUUUCAUAUGAAGUACCCCAAGGGGACGCAGAUACAGCUAUAGCCGGGAAAUGGAAAGAAGGCGACGAGGAGUUGAAACAAAUUCGUCAGGUGCUCGUGCUCGAUCCCAAGAAGCUUCCGGAAAUGAUCCAACUGAUCGAAGAGAACGUCUGAUGGAGAUAACGAAGUUCCCGGGGGAUUUCCGGACGGACAUUCGGUAGGGACUGAUAGACUCGCUGUCUCGUCUCGGAGCAAGAGCCGGUGAAACCGAAGUGAAUACUUGAUAGGAGUGCAAGGCUUCGGGUCGAGAAAUGGGGAAAUUCAGGCCUCCCGUGAAGCCUCAUGCUUUCUCCAAGACUACAUCCACCGAGAUUAAGGUGGAAAGUGGAAGUUAUUCGGCGUAUACAGCGGAGGAAUCAGUUCCCUCGAGCAUUCCGAGUGAUUUGGAGUGGGAUGAGAUCGAUUUCCAGGUGCUCUCCCGCAGAAUACCUGAUGCCUUGAAGUCGAGUCCUGCCGAAGAU